Stegastes partitus (bicolor damselfish) is the source of this 2449-nucleotide messenger RNA. It is a transcript of the gene calua, whose product is annotated as calumenin a. Gene Ontology annotation, cellular component: endoplasmic reticulum. The coding region runs from base 126 to 1070 and encodes 314 amino acids. Gene Ontology annotation, molecular function: calcium ion binding. The transcript is spliced from 7 exons. The record is from RefSeq and is a predicted model, not a curated record. NCBI's taxonomy places the organism in Eukaryota, Metazoa, Chordata, Actinopteri, Pomacentridae.
CUGCGGGGCCGGAGUGUGUGAUGGUCGGCGAGCGGAGCCAGAAGAGUCAGUGAGCACGAAGAGCACCGGAGACACACCGGGACCCGCCGCCAGGUGCACGAGCAGCACGUUCACAGUCUUUCAGGAUGAUCCGUCCGAUGCUGAUGUGUUUCGUCCUCUGCGUCGUCUACGGCAGCAGCAAACCCACCGAGAAGAAAACCCGCGUCCAUCACGAGGAACCUCUGAGCAACCUGGAACACAACGACGACAAGAACAACGACUACGACCACGAAGCCUUUCUGGGUCAAGAUGAGGCCAAAACCUUCGACCAUCUUCCACCAGAGGAGAGCAAACGGAGGCUCGGCAUCAUCGUGGAUAAGAUCGACAGCGAUCAGGACGGUUUCGUGUCCGAGGAGGAGCUGAAGGUUUGGAUCAAGAACGCUCAGAAGAAGCACAUUUUCGACAGCGUGGAACAUCAGUGGACGGACUUCGACCUGAACGGCGACGGCCAGAUCAGCUGGGAGGAGUACAAGAACGUCACCUACGGCAGUUAUCUGGAUGACCCUCAGGCGGACUCGGAGUACAACUACAUGCUCAUGAUGGCGAGGGACGAGAGACGCUUCAAAGUCGCCGACAGGAACGAAGACCUGAUCGCAGACAAACAGGAGUUCACGGCGUUCCUUCACCCUGAAGAUCACGACUACAUGAAGGACGUCGUGGUUCAGGAAACAAUCGAGGACAUCGACAAGAACGGAGACGGUUUCAUCGACCUCAAAGAAUACAUCGGCGACAUGUACACGGCCGAGGACGGCGAGGAGGAACCGGACUGGGUGGCGACAGAACGUCAGCAGUUUGCAGAGUUCAGGGACAAGAACAACGACGGGAAGAUGGACCGAGAGGAAACCCUGGACUGGAUCCUCCCGGCCGACUACGACCACGCCGAGGCCGAAGCCAAACACCUGCUGCACGAGUCCGACGCCAACAAGGACGGAAAACUGAGCAAGAAGGAGAUCGUGGACAAGUACGACGUGUUUGUUGGGAGUCAGGUGACGGACUUCGGGGAGGCGUUACUGCGGCACGACGAGUUUUAGAUUUAAAAAAACAAAACAGGAAUUUUUUUUAGCUCGUUUUUGGAGAGUAAUUUAUUUUGUAAACCUCCAGAAAAGAAAAAAAAUUGCCGUUUGUUUUGAGGUUAAACUUGAAGACUUGUGUUUCUGUCGGGUUCUGGUCGGGUUCUGCUUUUUGUAAAACGUCCAAUUUGAGGAUUUUGUUUUAUAUUUCGUCCAUUUUUUAAGACUUCGGUUUGGUUUUGCACUUGUUUCUGUCAUUUCUGUUCAUCAUUUGGGUAAAACGUGGUUUAUUGUGACUCAUUAAUCAGAAAGAAAACUCGCCAAACUUUAAAAAAAACCAAACUAAAACAGUAUUUGGAGCAAAGCUUUAAUAUUUUGUAGAAGGUUUAUUUUUUCUAGACAAUCCCUGAUAUGAGCCGAUGCACUAAACAAAACCAAAAGAAAAAAAAGCACAACAGUUUGCAUCUUUUUUUUUUUUUGUUGGAUGAUUUCUAAUGAAAUUCUGUUCAACCAACAAACUGCGUUGAGUUGAAGAAACGUUUCCUCUACAGUCAAAGUCAAACGUUUCAUUAACGUAAAGAUAAAAGUGGAGACUUCUUCAGCUCAAGGUGACGUUUUGAUGUUUAUUUCAAUAAGUUCCCUCGACUUGAAUUUAGUUUAAAAUCGCAUAAAUUCAAGUUUAAAUUCCACAACGUUAAGUUAACGUUUUUAUGUCACCUCACGAAGGUUCUGCAUCAGUCAGUUAAUCGAUGUUUUAAAUGGCAACAGGUGAGAUCAUCGCUUUGGGAACGUUCUCCGAGUUCCCAGAUAGAACUUUCGGAAAAAGUUCUGCAAAGUUCUGCUCAUCUGUUCAGCAGGAAGUUUUCUUUCCGUUCCCAGAAUGUUCGUCUUUUAGCCAGGAUGACACAAGAUGUUCUAAAAACGUUUGGUGGGAACAUUGUGAGACCUCGAAUGUGCACUGAACACGUUCCUCUGUUUUUAUCAUGUAACGUUGUGGCAACGUUUUAUAGACUCUGUAUUGUGAACGUUCUGUCAUCCAACCUCUCGAUAACAUCUCGAAAACAUUUUCUGAAUGUUACACAGUUCCUUCGUUAUCAUUGUGGAAGUGUUCAUAAAAGAACGUCUUAUUAACAUUCCAUCAACAAAGAGGCUGACUGUUCUACUGUUAAUGCAUCCCAUUACAGGAACGUUAUUAAACGUUCUGUAUAAAAACGUUCUGUCAUCUGAGGACGCUGUAACAUCUGGAAAACAUUUUUUGAAUGUUUUGUAGAGAACGUUUUUUGUUGCCAGAGUGAUUGUUUUAUGCGAGAACGUGUGUGUUCCUCAGAACGUUGUAGGAAGGUUGUUCCAUCUUUGUUGUGUCGCACUGCAAGAACGUCUUAUAAAGAACAUUCUGUGAA